AUGUCGACUACAAGCAACGCAGACGUUCACAUUAAAAUGGAAGCGGAGGAGGAUCCACAGCAGGAACCCCACCCACAGUUAGACCCAGAUGAAACAAGACCGUCUGGAGCAAGAAUAAGGACCCUUACAGAAAAAGGAGAAGAACUGUACAUUUCCACAACCACCAAAUAUUUGGAUCAGCUCUCUCAAGUGCAGUGUACAGUUGAAGACCUAAUGUUAAGGUGUGUAAAUCAGUUUUUAGAGUAUUUGAGUAGAACAAAUACGGAAGAAAGCAGGAAAGAUUAUAUGAAAUACAAAGCAAAAAGUGAUGUGAUCAUACGUGAUAUAAAGAAAGAGUUAGAAUAUCUUGAUAAAAGAUAUGCAGUUGAAGAAGUUAAGUCUGAGUGCUCGGAGAAAUUAAGUGCUAAAUCAGUUGCAGAAAGUGUCUCAGCUAUGUUGUUAAGUAAAAGAAUACAAGCUGAAGCCACAAAAGUUAAGCUUGAAAGUGCAUUGAAAGAGGCAGAAAUAAAGAAAAGAAAAGCAAAGUUACAGUGUGAGGAGGCAGAAAUUGAAGCAGAAUUAGAAUUAUGUGUGUCUCGUCGCAAUGCUCAGUUGGCUGAAGUUGAGUACAGAGUAGUGUGUGAAGAAAGUAGUGAUAAGUUGUCAUCUAUUUCAGGUAGAAUACCUGGUGUACAGUUACAACAGAAAGUUCUUUCACAAGAACUCCUGCAGCAAGAGGCAGCAGAUUCUUUAAGUCGUGUCAAGCAGUACGUGGAAGAUCAGAACAAGGUACCAGAAUUUGAUCUCAACCCUUCUUUGGAACAAGCUAUGCCUGUCAUACAACCUCUUCGUAGUCAGCCCAGUGAUGCCAAGGCUAAUCCUGUGAGUAACAGUUGUUGUGGAGAAUUGUCGCGUUUCCUUUUGAAGAAGGAACUUUCCCUGGCACGUUUCAGUCCAUUUGAUGAUCGUCCUGAGUCUUAUGUGCCUUGGAAAACUACUUUUCAGCAGACCAUUCAAGAUCUGCAUGUUACGUCUUUGGAAGAAGUUGACCUUUUACUCCGGUGGCUGGGCCCUGAGUCGUCCAAAUUUGCGCAGAGUAUAGGACUUCCAAUAUACAUGAUCCAAGUUACGUUCAGAGAUCCCAAGAAACUGUAUGAUCUGCAUGAUCUUCUCUGCGAAGUACAGUCGCUUAAAGAAAAUCCACUUUACGAGAAACUGUUUGGACACUUUGACACAUCUGCAGGAAUAAACCCUGUGAUAAGCAAGUUACCUCCUUCAGUACAAGGAAAAUGGCGAGACAAAGCAUCCAACUACAAGAAAACACAAGACUUCAUUUCUGACGUUGCACAAAUCCAUAAUGAUCCAGGAUUUAAUUUUGAGCCAGAAGUAAAAUCUCAUAUAGACAAGACUUCAAAGCUAGAUAAAUUUAAAGUAACUACAAAGAAGACUGUAGUGCCUGAUGAAGAAGCCCUUAAAUGUAUAAUACAUGGGACCAACCAUUCUCUACAUGAAUGUAAAAGCUUUAAGUCAAAGUCUUUAGAAGAACGCAAGAAACUUCUGAAAGAAAAUAGAAUAUGUUUUAAGUGUUGCAUCUCGAAGAACCACUUAAGUAGAGAUUGUCCAGAGGACAUAACCUGUAAAGACUGUGGAAGCUCAUGGCAGGAGAAGCCGGAGCAGAGUGUUGUUAAAGAGUCAGUACGUGAACAAGCUUUAAAUGUGACCAACAAGAGUACUGGUGUAUGUGAGGAAUUUCCUGGAAAGUCUUGUGCUAAAAUUUUGCCAGUUUACGUUUUUCAUGAGAGUAACCCGAGGAAGCGUAUGAAGUCAUAUGUUAUAUUAGAUGAUCAGAGUAACAAAUCUUUAGCUAAAGGAGAGCUUUUAGAUUUCUUUGAUGUUCGCUCUGUGGCAGAGGAAUACAUCAUAACUAGUUGCUCUGGCCGUUCAGUUAUGACAGGAAGGAAAGCUGGUGGACUAUGCAUACAAGCUGUUGAUGGUAGUCUACAGAUGAGCCUUCCUACAGUCAUCGAAUGUGAUGAACUUCCUAAUAAUAGGACUGAGAUUCCAACUCCCAACAUUGCUCGACUUCAUCCACACCUCAAAGACAUUGGUCAGAAAUUUCACCUCUUGAUGAUCAGGCUCAGAUUCAAUUAUUGA
Molecule: messenger RNA, 2133 nt
Organism: Penaeus vannamei (Pacific white shrimp)
Lineage: Eukaryota; Metazoa; Arthropoda; Malacostraca; Decapoda; Penaeidae
Source: RefSeq, a predicted model, not a curated record